Saccoglossus kowalevskii is the source of this 2899-nucleotide messenger RNA. Its product is annotated as bifunctional FAD diphosphatase/FAD synthase-like. The record is from RefSeq and is a predicted model, not a curated record. NCBI's taxonomy places the organism in Eukaryota, Metazoa, Hemichordata, Enteropneusta, Harrimaniidae. Gene Ontology annotation, biological process: FAD biosynthetic process. Gene Ontology annotation, molecular function: FMN adenylyltransferase activity.
UUCCCGACUGAUAUGUCGGCGAAUGUGUUCUCGCACUUGUCAGGCAAAGUCCCAUUUCGCCGUCUUUCUACCGUUGUAAAUCAUUUGCUAAGAGUGCCCACGAUGUCGGGAAGUCGACCUACUGCUGGUAUAAUUAUUAUUGGAGACGAGAUUCUGAAAGGGCAUACUCAAGACACCAACUCGUUUUUCCUAUCGAAGCAGUUAUAUUCACUCGGCAUCAGAGUUGAAAGGAUCUCUGUGAUUGGUGACGAGCUGUCUACAAUAGCUAAAGAGAUAGCAGAAUUUUCAUCUCGGUUCACUCACGUUAUCACUGCCGGUGGUAUUGGACCUACUCACGACGAUAUAACAUUUGCAGGUGCAGCCAAAGCAUUUGAAGAGAGGCUAGAACCACAUCCCAUACUAGUAGAGCUUUGUAGAAAAUAUUUUGGUCAAGAUGCUGCCCUUGAUUCACCUAAGUUGAAGAUGGCACAUAUACCUGCUUCAUCUGAACUUCAUUUUGGUAUUAAUAAAAAGACAGGUGAACAAAGUAAAUAUCCCAUAAUAUCAGUUCGUAACGUGAUUAUGUUCCCUGGAAUACCAACAUUAGUAGAAAGAGGAUUUAGCAUUGUUAAGGACAAAGUUCUUCAAAACUCUGACAUGUUCUACAUUCGAGAAAUUUACACAAAAUCUGAUGAGGUUUCCAUAGCACCGAUACUCAAUCAGUUCAAUGCCAAGUAUCAAGAUACUAUACAACUAGGAUCUUAUCCCGAUUGGUUGAACAACUAUUACAGGGUAAAGCUAACGCUUGAAUGUGAUUGUAAAGAAACUUUAGACGUCGCGCACGAAGAGCUGCUCAACAUGCUUCCCUCAGAGCUUGUCGUAAAGUACGAAAAAGAUUCAGUGGUCAAAGCAGAAGAACAAGUUUACUCGAUCGUAGAAUCAGACCGUUUAGAUGAAUAUGUAGAAUAUUUAAGAAGGUCUGUGAGAACGAUGGAAGAAGCUCUUGACAAAUAUAAAUUGGAUGAAAUUUGUAUUGGAUUCAAUGGUGGGAAGGACUGUACAGCUCUCUUGCAUUUGUUUUAUGCUGUAGUUAAAAGAAAAUACCCCAAGUAUGAUGACCAUUUACAGGCUUUAUAUAUCAAAAAUCACUCUACUUUCCCAGAAGCAGAAACAUUUUUUAAUGACUGCACCAAAAGAUACAACUUGAAAUCUUAUACAAUACAGAGUAGUAUGAAAGUUGCCUUGCUGCAGUUAAAAGAACAAGCCCCACAUGUAAAAGCAAUAUUAAUGGGAACAAGAAAAUCUGACCCAUACUCAGCCAAACUUGAUUCGUUUACCAUGACUGAUCCUGAUUGGCCGCAAUUCAUGCGAAUUAACCCAUUGUUGCAUUGGAGAUAUCAAGAUGUCUGGAUGUUUCUACGGCAACUUUUUAUACCAUAUUGUAUCCUUUAUGACCAGGGAUAUACAUCAAUGGGAGCUAUGGACAAUACAAAGCCUAAUGCAUUGUUAAAAUACAUAGAUGAGAAUGGAAAAACCUGCUACAGACCAGCUUAUGAACUUGAAGAUGAAAGCCAAGAAAGAAACGGUAGAAAUGGCACCACUGAUAAAAAAUGGAACAAGGAAGUUAAUCGUGACAAAUAAUGGCCGCUUGACGGCUAUAUUAAUUUACAUUUUAUACUGACUGAGAGAUACAAACUUGAUAAAUGAAUUUUAUGUUAAUGUCAGUGUUACAUUUCUACUGACAAUAGCAAUAUAGACCAAUUAUUGAAAGUGAAAGCCAAGACUUUUGUAACUUUCAUAACUGACUUUUUUGACUGACUUUUUAUAGUUGCAUUCAAGAGACUUUAUUGGACAGACUGUUUUUUAUUCAAUAAAUGGAGCAGGAUUCAUUGAAUGCAGGUUUUUUAAAACAUACCGGUAUAUUGUGUCACUUAGGUGAACAAUGUUCAAAUCAGAUAAGUAGUGAGACAAUAAUCAAUCACCUUGAAUUAUCUCUGACAAAAUUAAAGAGUGGCUUGUAACGCAUGUUCUUUUGAUGAUGCACCUAUGAGAAAACACAAUUUCUAGUCGUUUGCUUUGAAGUGAUGUGGCUUCUGCUGACACAAAUUUGUUAUCAGAUUGAGCGUUAUUCGUCAGUUUAAAACAAAUUCACUGCACUAUAAACUAACAUGGUUGAGAAAAAUCUGUUUAUGAAAAACCUUUUUUAAAUACAUGUUAAAAGUUGUCAGAACUGCACAAAACAAACUUUCACAUGUCAUGUUGGCAGACUUUGUUAUAGAUGUUUUUGCCUUAGUUAAAUAUUUAUUGUCUACUGCCAGUGAUGCUACAACUUGCAAGCUGAAAUAAAACGAUUUAUAAUACAGGGGGUCUUCCAACAAUAUUACAGAAUAGAGCCCCCCCCCUCCUCUCUUGUAAUGUGGGAGUAUAAUUAUUAGCAAUGAAGAGAUCACUGUAUCAUGUAAAUUAACAAAGGCUUUGCUUCACAACAAACUCCUCUUCACACCAUCUAUUUUACUAGUGUACACUGAUUUUUCUAAUCUUGCAUACAGUCUUUCUUUUUGAUGUUUUUUCAAUAAAAUAUGAGUGUCUAACUAGCAAAAGUCCGGGUAUCUGUUGUUUCUUGUUCGAUCUACCUGGUUUUGCAGCAACCUGGCUCUCAUAUUUUAUUGAAAUAAACAAAACUGUAUGGAAGUCUAUAAACUGACCACUUCAAACAUUGUGAUCUCGAAAGCUUUUUUUAAGUUUUAUUGAUAAUUGGAAAAUGCAGGGUACUUGUAAUUCUGUCUAAUCAAAUAAGGUUAUCGUGGAAACAAAUGUUAUGUUGUAUGUACUGUAAGCUUUCAAAUAUGAAAAGUAACUGUUGAGUUAUUUAUCGACCAAUUUAUUGUCCUCACUACAAUAAAUCGUGUCAUAGGCACAC